UUAAGUUCCAAAGGAUUUCCACACUCGUGUGUCGGAAAUACGCUCGUUCACGGUUGAAUAAAAUCGGUUCCGUUUCGAAACGGCUGCUGCGCGAGAGAAGUUCUCUUCUCUCUCUCUCUCUCUCUCUCUCUCUCUCUCUCUCGAGGCAGAAUAGGUUCCGCUUGAAAGCGUGCUCGCAUGAAUGGAAUCCACGCACGCACACUUGGCCGCGUGUGCUAAAAGCACUGCAACCCUCGCGGAAAGGACAAACGUCACCGAUCGAUGUGUUUAUCAGACACGGUGAAAAAGGGAGGCUCCGAUGCCACACGGGCGUGUACCAACGUGUCUAUUAAAUAUCAUCGGUGCAGGAGAGGGUUCAUAAUCGAUGGAGCCGCCUCGGCAGGAAAGCAGUGACUUCGAAGUCAUGGAGAGGUUCAGUCCACCGGCGGCGUCGCUCAAGAAAAGAAUCAGCCCACCGAUCGCGUGGAACCUCGGCCUCAGCAGCCCCAAGGAGCCGAAAUUGUUCAAGGUGAUCCUGCUGGGCCUGCAGGGCGUCGGUAAAACUGCAUUGGCGGUUCGGUUCGCGACAAAGCGGUUCAUAGGCGAGUACGACUGCAGCACCGAGAGGAUGUACAAGGUUGACAACUUCCUGGACGCCUCGUGGGAACUGACCGACCCGCCGGGAUUCCUGCCACCCCCAACCGAGUUCAAGCUGCGAUUGGCCGACGCCAUAAUACUCGUUUACUCGGUCUCGGACCGUGUCAGCUUCGACGAAACCAAUCGGCUACGAUUUUUGGUGUCGCACGCGAAGAAAACUAGAAAGGUGCCACCAGUAGUGGUGCUAAUCGGGAACAAGUCGGAUCUGUCGUACACGCCGGGCGAAAGGGUCGUCUCCACCUCGGAAGGACGGCAAAGGGCGGAGCAGAUCGAGGCGCACUCGUUCCACGAGAUCUCCGUCCGGGAAUCCGUCGAACAAGUAAUUCAUCAUCUCACCUUGAACUCACGCAGAACAAUCGUUUCGAUCUCCUCGACACUAUCUUUAUCAAGUCAUGGCCGUUUUCACCGACGUCUACAAACUGUUGACGGAAUUGCCAGGAAAUUCUGGACAGCAGACGAACUCCUUCAGGGUGAGGGCGUCCACCGACAGCACCCUGAACGCUCUCCGUCGGCCGUCGCCAGUGCCCCUCAAGAGAAGGUUCAGCAUCUCUGUGCGGGGUGCAAACCAUUGAUCAGUGCGCUGCUUAUGCCACAGGAGGGGAACCAGAGAAGAAUUUAGAUCAGUUGCCCAUGUUUAUAUACUAAAAUUCACUUGCCUUUUCACUGAACCGAGCAUCUAACUUGCUGAAGCACCUAGAUUUAAAAUUAUGUCGAAGAUAACAUUGAUCAGAAGACCAAAGAUGUCUAUCUGUCCGAUGAAGCAUAAUUGUCUACUCUCUGUCUUGUUAAGUGCACAUCUUGCCUUGUACAAAUUGUCCCAUUGAUAAACGUUUCUAUAAAACAGACCUCGAUGAAAGUACAAAACCUUGCUAUGGAAAGAUUGUCGUACAUCUUUGUCGUCCUCGAUCGUUUGAAGGUCGAGUGUUAUAGGAAAGACUUACACCCUGUGAUAUAAUUUGUUAAAACUAUAUAUAUUGUAUAACAUCUGGUCCCGAGAAGAUUUAGCGGUACACGACAGUACUUAUUUUAUGGAGUAUUUUAACGGUUGUAUCGUCCAACAAUAAAACAAUGAUGGUUAAACAGCUUCA
Molecule: messenger RNA, 1724 nt
Organism: Megalopta genalis
Lineage: Eukaryota; Metazoa; Arthropoda; Insecta; Hymenoptera; Halictidae
Product: ras-related and estrogen-regulated growth inhibitor
Molecular function (GO): GTPase activity; GTP binding
Source: RefSeq, a predicted model, not a curated record